UUAAGAGUGAGAAGAAUGUCUAAUUGUUUAUUUUCAGAAACCACAUCAUCAAACACAUCCCUUCUUGGUCCACAACAGGAAUCAUCCUCUAUGACACCCAGAACUAAUGAGACAUCCAGAGAAAAUGCUGGCAUCAAAAUAAACCUAAUGAUUGAUUCAAUUACUAAUGCAUCUGUUGAUGUCAUCAUUAACACCACCAAUAAAAACCUCCAGCUUAACAAUGGUUCUAUCUCCAAAUUUAUUCUCAAAGCUGCUGGCUCAGAGAUGCAAGUUGAAUGUAACCAGAAAUAUCCUCAAGGUAUUUCUACAUCUGAAAUAGCCAUCACUGAAGGCUAUAAACUCAACUGUAAGAAAGUAUUUCAUCUGACAUUACCUUCCUGGGAUGAAGAUUCCUCUGAUUUAAUUCUGGCAAACUUGACUCGAAUAAUAACCAAUUGUCUAAAAAUUGCUGAGAGAAUGAGAGCAAAAAGGCUCGCAUUUCCUAUAUUAGGAGCUGGAAAAUUGAGGUACCCCAUUGAAAAACUACCUGGAAUUAUGUAUGAAGCAGUGAAAAACUACUCAAAUGUAAAUUCAAGCCAGAUCAAAGUUGUAAACUUUGUUGUUUAUCCUCAAGACACAGAAAUAGUAAAG
Messenger RNA from Octopus bimaculoides (California two-spot octopus), 630 nucleotides. RefSeq names its product protein mono-ADP-ribosyltransferase PARP14. Gene Ontology annotation, cellular component: nucleus; cytoplasm. The record is from RefSeq and is a predicted model, not a curated record. Gene Ontology annotation, molecular function: NAD+ poly-ADP-ribosyltransferase activity; transcription corepressor activity; RNA binding. Gene Ontology annotation, biological process: negative regulation of gene expression. Lineage: Eukaryota; Metazoa; Mollusca; Cephalopoda; Octopoda; Octopodidae.